Messenger RNA from Prorocentrum cordatum, 1392 nucleotides. The record is from the annotation of a GenBank genome assembly. NCBI's taxonomy places the organism in Eukaryota, Dinophyceae, Prorocentrales, Prorocentraceae.
AGUCAUUUUGGCUGCGGCGAAGAGGUGGCGCCACCCAGCCUCCCGCAGCCUCUUGGCCUGGGCCGAUGGCCUUCCCCGCGGCCGCGCAGGGCGACGCCAGGGAGGACGAGCUGGACGCCCUGGCACGCGGCGUCCAGGCCAUGAGCUUCGGCGAGGACAGCUCGGAGGUCGACCGCCGGUACGAGAUGACCGAGAAGAUCGGCGAGGGCACCUACGGGACCGUGUACAAGGCCAUGUGCCGCCAGACGGGCCAGGCCGUGGCGAUCAAGAAGAUCAAGAUCCUGCCAGAGGACGAGGGCGUCCCUUCGACCGCGCUCCGCGAGAUCUCGCUGCUCCAGGACCUCCGGCACCCCAACGUCGUCCGGCUCCACGACGUGUUCAGCAGCCGUGUCAGCCUGCACCUGGUGUUCGAGUGCCUCGACAUGGACCUGAGGAUGCACCUGAAGAGGUCGGGCCGCAUGGGGGGCGACACCCUCCGGAGCGCCUCCCGCCAGUGCUUCGCUGGCCUCGAGUUCUGCCACGCCUUCGCAUCCUGCACCGCGACCUGAAGCCGCAGAACGUGCUGGUCUCCAGGCAGCCGGCCGGCUCCGGCUCCCCAGAGGGCGCCACGAGCCAGGCACCGCGGCUCGUGCUCGCGGACUUCGGCCUCGCUCGCAACUUCUCCGUGCCGCUGAAGGUGUACACCCACGAGGUGGUCACCCUCUGGUACCGAGCCCCCGAGGUCCUGCUCGGGCAGCUGUGGUACGGCCCGUCCAUGGACAUUUGGUCUUUGGGCUGCAUCGUCGGUGAGAUGGCCACCGGCCAGCCGUUGUUCCCAGGGGACUCCGAGAUCGACACCAUUUUCAAGAUCUUCUGCUGUCUCGGAACGCCCAACGACGAGGUGUGGCCCGGCGUGUCGACCCUGAAGGAUUUCAAGACGAGGUUCCCGCAGUGGAAGGACACCCAUCUCGAGGGCGUUCGUGCCGACGCGAAGGGCGGCCUCGACGGCCAUGGGCUGGACCUGCUGCGGCAGUGCCUCAGGUACAACCUGGUGGACCGGGCCUCCGCCAGGAAGCUGCUGCGGCACCCGUUCCUCGAGGUGGCUGCCUCGGCGCAGCGCGCACCGCCAGGGGCCUCUGAGCCUUCCCCAGUCGUGCCCAGGUAGGCCCUGCGACGGCUGCUGCGCGGAGCUCUCCGGCCUGCCUCCUAUGCGCGGUUUCCCUCCUCGGCGGCGUGCCGCUGAGUGGUGGAACAUCCGCGAGGCUUUGCUUAGAGCCUGGAGUGUUAGGCCGGGGGGCAGUGGGAGCCGAGGUCUGCCCAGGGGCUCAGCAGUUCCUGGGCGUGCUCCGUGCACGUCCGAAUUCGAUAUAUUUCGGCAGGGACGCCUAAUUUGCAAGAGAUAGAGACGAGAAA